CUCUCUCUCUCUCAGGGCUUGUGGGAGUUGCAGAGGCUCCAGUUUGCAAAUAUAACAACACAACUCUCUCUCUCUCUCUCUCUCUCUCUCUCUCUCUCUCUCACACACGGCUUGAACUUCUAGUUCUUCAGGAUGUCUGCUGGGUUGUUUGGGAAGCUGAGGGAUCUGCUGUGUUCUCUACUGUCGGGAUGCUCCAUCCUUCAUCUGCUGGGAGUGUGUGUUCUCACACUCGUGGUGGUUCUCGUGGCACGGCUCGCACGGCUGAUUUGGAAGCGUAGAGAACUAAGCUGCUUCGCCUGUCCACCUCAGCGGAACUGGCUCCUUGGACACAUGGGCCUGAUACGGACAGAUGAAGCUGGUAUGCAGGAGGUGGAUGAGCUGGUGAGGGAGUAUCGCCACUCCUGCGCUUGGUUUCUGGGACCCUUUUAUAACAUUGUUCGCCUUUUUCACCCCGACUACAUUAAACCCCUGUUUCUUGCCUCAGCUUCAAUCACAUUUAAAGAUGAGGUGUUCUAUGGAUUAAUGAGACCAUGGCUCGGACAGGGACUUGUUCUGAGUAAUGGUAGGCAGUGGUCUCGUCAGCGGCGUCUCCUCACCCCGGCUUUCCACUUCGACAUCCUCAAAAACUACGUUCACAUAUUUAACCAGUCUGUCAAUAUAAUGCAUGAGAAGUGGCGCCGCCUGCUGGCAGAAGGGAAAGAUGAGAUGGACAUGUUUGAACAUGUGACCUUGAUGACGCUGGACAGUCUGCUGAAAUGUACCUUCAGCUACGACAGCCAGUGUCAGGAAAAGUCCAGUGAAUACAUCACAUCUAUAUUUGAGCUGAGUGAUCUGGUGGUGGAGCGUCAGAGAUUCGUUCCUUAUCACUGGGACUGGGUGUAUAAACGUACUGCGGAGGGACAGCGUUUCUACACAGCCUGCAAGAUCGUCCACGACUUCACCGCCGCUAUCGUACAAGAACGCCGUUCACAACUGCUCAAGAACGGACCUCCAGAGAACAGCACAGAGAACAGCACAGCCAGGGGCAAAAAGAAAACCGUAGACUUUAUAGAUGUUCUGCUUCUGUCGAAGGAUGAGAAUGGAGAAGGCCUGUCCAAUGAGGAGAUCAAAGCACAAGCAGAUACAUUCAUGUUUGCAGGUCAUGAUACGACAGCGAGUGCACUCUCCUGGGUGUUUUAUAAUCUGGCCACGCAUCAGGAAGACCAGGAACGCUGCCGUUCUGAGAUUAACGAUCUACUUAACGGCCGAGAGACAGAGGAAGUGACGUGGGAGGAUCUCAGUAAUCUACCCUUCACUACGAUGUGCAUUAAGGAAAGUCUGAGGCUUCACCCUCCAGUGACCACAGUAACACGCUACUACUCCCAAGAUAUGAGCGUUCCUGGAGGAUGCACUAUACCACAGGGAAAUAUCUGUCUGAUCAGCAUCUAUGGCACCCACCAUAACCCUGAGAUCUGGCCUAAUCCAGAGGUGUUUGAUCCGAUGCGUUUUGAUCCUGAAAACUCAAAGCAGCGUUCCUCCUACGCUUUUGUUCCGUUUUCUGCAGGACCGAGGAACUGUAUUGGUCAGAGUUUUGCUCUGGCGGAGCUGAGGGUGGUUCUGGCGUUGACUCUGAGAAGAUUCAGGAUUCUUCCGGGAUCCAGACGCCCCAAACGUCUUUAUAAACUUAUCAUGAGAACAGAGGACGGGCUGCCCCUAAAACUGGAACCCUUAACAGUAUUUCAGUAGAGAAACACACUGUAGACUGUGUGUGUGUGUGUGUGUUCAAGACAUUUCCUUAUUUCCUUUUUCUUAUUUGUUACAGUAUUUUAUAAUUUUGAAUGUUCAAGAAGAUUUAAUAUUGUCUAAGUUGCAUAAAUGCAUUCUGUAGCCCGUGAUAAAAUACAUCUCUGGGGGGAAAAAAAUAAGAUACCACUUAAAAAUGAUGAGUUUCUUUGAUUCUUUGAUUGAAAACCUCUGGAAUAUAAUCAAGAGGAAGAUGGAUGAUCACAAGCCAUCAAACCACCAAACUGAACUGCUUGAUUUUUUGCACCAGGAGUAAAGCAGCAUAAAGUUAUCCAAAAGCAGUGUGUAAGACUGGUGGAGGAGGAGAACAUGAUGCCAAGAUCCAUGAAAACUGUGAUUAAAAACCAGGGUUAUUCCACCAAAUAUUGAUGAUUUCUGAACUCUUAAAACUUUAUGAAUAUGAACUUUUUUUUUUUUUUGCAUUAUUUGAGGUCUGAAAGCUCUGCAUCUCUUUUUUUGUUAUUUCAGCCAUUUCUCAUUUUCUGUAAAUAAAUGCUCUAAAUGACAAUAUUUUUAUUUGGAAUUUGAGAGAAAUAUUGUCUGUAGUUUAUAGAAUAAAACAACAGCGUUGAUUUUACUCAAACAAAAACCUAUAAAUAGCAAAAUCAGAGAAACUGAUUCAGAAACUGCGGUCUCUUAAAAAAAAUUUUCUCCAGAGCUGUAUACUGUAAAAUAUGGGAAUGGGCAGAUGUUGAUUUUAAAGUGUUCUUUGUAAAGCAAAGUAAACAUCUCAAAAUGUCUCAAAACAUUUUACAUUAUCGUAUUUUUCGUACUAUAAUUUUACUGGAACAGCAAUGUUAUUUUAUUUAGUAUUCUGUUAAUUGUUGGUGGAAAAAAAGUUGGGUUUGUGCACUGCUGUGUAUUCAUGUUUGUAAAACAAGCAGGGGUCAAGAUAGCAAUGAACGUCUGACUGUUGUAUGUUGUAGUUGUCUGUCUAGGCUGCAUUCAGUCAGUGAGUGGUAGACUUGUGUUUUCUGCUGCCAAGAUAGCAAUACACCAGAAAUAUACCUGAACACACCUCAUUUCCAGACCACCACGCCCAUCAGUGUAGAUAUAUUCAGAAGCUCUGUUGCUAUUUAAACAAGGCAGGCCUUAACAGGUGUUGGAGUUCCCAUGCUGUUCCUUUGCAUUUAAAUAAUGCCAUUUUUAGGUUUAAAAGAGAAAUUGUAAAAGCUAAAUGUAGUGUCUGUCUCACUGUCUCACUGUCUCACUCUCCCACAGUCAGUAAAUAUAAGCACACACUGUGGACGUUCUCCUCCGGGAAUCUUCUCAAACCAGGAUCUCAGAGAAGCACAGUUUAAAAUAGCCACAGUUCCUCCUUCUGACCACCAGAGGUCAUGGGAAGCACAGUGCAUGAUGGGUACUGCAGAGGUCACCUCAGGUAGCAGCGCAGAGCUCAGGGUCUGAGGGGAGACUUUAAGAAAUGACGGUCAUUAGAUCUAUAAAAAAAGACCAAAAACGUUAUGAUGGUGAAACUGGCACUCAUCAGGAUCACCCCAGAAAAGGAAGAGAAAGAGUUGCGUCUGUUGUACAUAGAGUUACCAGCCUCAGAAACUGCAUGUGUGAAAUAAACCAGAAUAUGUUUUAUAUAUUUAUUUUAUAUUCUUCAAAGUAACACCUCUUGCUUAGAUUAGACAGUUUUGCACAUCUCUGCUGGAUUUUCUCAGUCAGCUUUAUGAGGUAGAGUCACCUGGAAUUCAGGCUUUUUAGAGGCUUUCAGUUAACAGCUGUGCUGAAUUCAUCAAGAGUUAAUUACUUGAAUUUCUUGACCUAAUUAAUUAAGAAACUUAAAUAAAACCUGUAUGUACACGA
Messenger RNA from Astyanax mexicanus (Mexican tetra), 3594 nucleotides. Its product is annotated as cytochrome P450 4F3. NCBI's taxonomy places the organism in Eukaryota, Metazoa, Chordata, Actinopteri, Characiformes, Acestrorhamphidae. The record is from RefSeq and is a predicted model, not a curated record. Gene Ontology annotation, molecular function: monooxygenase activity; heme binding; iron ion binding. The coding region runs from base 133 to 1725 and encodes 530 amino acids. The transcript has 13 exons.